AUGCAGACCAAGGUGCUGCCAUACUCCAGAGCUGCAUCAUACACGGCCUACUGGGCCUUUCUACUCGCCGUGUCCAGGCCUUUGAUUGGGGCCUACGCCGCCUUACUGGCCUUUGUAGCAACCAUCGUACUCAACGUCGUCUACCAAUUCCUUUUUCGCAUGCUGAACCAGACUAGGCCGCCUUUGUACGGUGAUAUCUUUACCUUCAUUCUCCUGGGACGUCCAACCACAGUUUAUCUCGGAGCACAGGGCAACGAAUUCAUUCUCAAUGGCAAGCUCAAAGAUGUUAAUGCGGAGGAGGUGUACAGCCCCCUGACAGCUCCGGUAUUCGGGUCAGAUGUCGCCUACGAUUGCCCGAAUUCAAAGCUUAUAAAGCAGAAGGAAUUUAUCAAAAUUGGUCUCUCUCAGGCGGCGCUCGAGGCACAUGUGCCGUUGAUUGAGAAGAAAGUGAGGACUAGCUUGCUAUGUCACCCAAUUUUCAUGGAGCAUCGGGGGCAGUGGAUAUCCCAUCAGCAAUGGCGCAGAUUAACAUCUUUGCCGCAGGAAGCGCUCUCCGGGGAGAAGAAGUGCGGCUUCACUCCGAUCAAUUCCAUGUUGCCUUGGGCUCCCCUGCCGCAUAAUAAGAAGCGUGAUGCUGCGCAUGCUCAGAUGCGUGCAAUCUACGUCGAUAUAAUCAACAAGCGGAGAAAUGCUGGCGACAAUGUCCCAGAGAAACUGGAUAUGAUUGGAAAUCUGAUGCAGUGUACCAACAAGAAUGGAGAGCCAUUGCCGGAUAGGGAGAUCGCUCAUAUCAUGAUCACGCUGCUGAUGGCUGGCCAGCACUCAUCGUCCUCGCUUAGCCCCUGGAUUAUGCUGCGGCUCGUCUCGCAGCCUGCUGUCGUUGAGGAGCUCUACCAAGAGCAGGUCGCCAACAUUGAGCGAACGGGCCCCAAUGGUACUCUGGCCCCUCUCCGGCUCGAAGACAUUGACAAUCUCCCACUACGUCAGAAUGUCAUCCGAGAGAUCCUCCGUGUCAAUAGCUUGAUCCAUUCGCUCUUGCGCAAAGUCAAAAACCCGCUUCCAGUUCCUGGCACUCCUUACGUCAUUCCUACCUCUCACGUUUUGCUCGCUGCACCAGGGGUUACAGCUCUUACCCCCGAUGAAAACAAGAAGGAGGAUAUCGUUGACUAUGGAUACGGCGCAAUGUCCAAGGGUACCUCCAGUCCAUAUCUUCCCUUCGGGGCUGGGCGUCAUCGAUGCAUCGGAGAGAAAUUUGCAUACCUCAAUCUGGCUGUCAUUGUGGCGACUAUGGUGCGCCAUUUGCGAUUCCAUAACCUAGACGAGAAGAAAGGUGUGCCCGAUACAGAUUACUCGUCCCUGUUCUCGGGUCGCCUCAAGCCAGCACGAAUUGGCUGGGAAUGUGGCGCAGUAAAAUUCUUUUGA
Molecule: messenger RNA, 1422 nt
Organism: Penicillium egyptiacum
Lineage: Eukaryota; Fungi; Ascomycota; Eurotiomycetes; Eurotiales; Aspergillaceae
Source: the annotation of a GenBank genome assembly